UCUGCCUACGCCUGCUCCCAUGGCGAAUUUCAGCUCUCUAAUCCCAAAAACGCCCCUGAAACGCGUCAUCACGGCAACAGACGGAACCCUAAAGGCGUCGGCAGUUCAUCUAGCGGCCGCGUGGAAGCCCGUCUCGGGAGAGGAAUUCUACAGAUGCCACCAUGUUCAUGGUGAGCCAGGACUGUCUUUGCACUCAAAUGGAAUAAGACAGCAAAGUACGAUUAGUAAUGCUGGAGACCUAACUCUUUUGUUUCAUCAUCUUCUUGGGGUCAACCGAUCAAAUAAAUCUGUCUUUUCAAAGGUGCAGUCAAUGAGCUAUAAGUUUGUGGCUGAUGCUCAUGUAUCUACUAGAAGUGGUUGGAAAACUCAGGAGGACAGGCAAGCUGCUGAAAAUUCAUCAAAGAAAGAACAUGUUGAGGCCCCCAGAAAGCAUCAACUUGGCGAGAACAUACCCAAGAAGGAUAAAAUAAAGUUUCUUGUGAAUACUCUUCUUGACAUCAGAGAUAGUAAAGAGGCUGUUUAUGGAGCUCUUGAUGUUUGGGUUGCUUGGGAACGUAGCUUUCCAAUGGCUUCCCUCAAAAGAGUAAUAGCUCUUCUUGAAAAGGAGCACCAAUGGCAUCGAGUCAUUCAGGUAAUUAAGUGGAUGCUAAGUAAGGGACAAGGAAAUACGAUGGGAACCUACGGACAGUUGGUACGAGCACUAGAUAUGGAUCGUAGAGCAGAAGAGGCACAUUGUAUAUGGCAAAAGAAAAUUGGGAAAGAUCUGCACUCAGUGCCUUGGCAAUUAUGUAGACAAAUGAUCAGCAUCUAUCACCGGAACAAUAUGUUAGAGGAGCUUGUAAAGCUUUUUAAGAAUCUCGAGAGUUUUGACCGUAAGCCUCCGGACAAAGCAAUAGUGCAGAGAGUAGCAGAUGCUUAUGAAAUGUUAGGGAUGCUAAAGGAAAAAGAAAGGGUAUUGGCAAAGUACAGUGACCUUUUUAACAGCCCAGCAUCGAUCGGUAUAUCAAGCAAAGCUUCUUCUAAGAACAAAUCGAGUCCAGGGCAUGGGAACUCAGCCGAAUCAACCUCAGGCGAUGCCCCAGAUUCUGAAAAAGCCGGCUUGCAAGAACGUCAGAGAGAGUAUCAAUCAAGAUCCAAGCAGCCAAGAAUCCUUCGUCAAGAACAUAGUCUCUUACCAGUCUAUGUAACAUAAUAUGAUAUAUGUCUGGGCACAGAGGAAUAUGAUACAUGCAAACAAAGACAGAUGGAUUCAAAAAAACAGUAGUAUAAAUUUUUCUCUGUUUUGUUUUG
Molecule: messenger RNA, 1290 nt
Organism: Tarenaya hassleriana
Lineage: Eukaryota; Viridiplantae; Streptophyta; Magnoliopsida; Brassicales; Cleomaceae
Product: pentatricopeptide repeat-containing protein At4g18975, chloroplastic-like
Exons: 9
Coding region: 20-1192 (390 amino acids)
Molecular function (GO): protein binding
Source: RefSeq, a predicted model, not a curated record